Messenger RNA from Pyricularia grisea, 156 nucleotides. RefSeq lists its product as uncharacterized. The annotation marks the transcript as partial. Lineage: Eukaryota; Fungi; Ascomycota; Sordariomycetes; Magnaporthales; Pyriculariaceae. The transcript is spliced from 2 exons. The record is from RefSeq and is a predicted model, not a curated record.
UCAGCAAGAGCACCGCGGGGCACCCUCCGACGAACCGGUUACGAUUCAUUUGUUCCUGGACAACAGCUUGGCUCAAGCGUUUCUCCUAGGCUAUCAAGGUUCGAGAGUGUCCCAACCAGAGGGUGGGUUUUGUUUGUCUUGGACUGCUUUGGGUAG